AUGGUUCACAAGGAUGAUGAUGAAAGCUUUGAGUAUGCAAUGACUCAUUUUAAAUUGGCUCUUGCCUAGGAUUUCGCUCCUAAGUUAUUCGUUGUUGAGAGAAAUAGCUCAUUGAGGGCAGCUAUAUAGAAGAUCCUAGUAAAAGUAUCUAAGUAAAGCAUUUUAACUAUUAGACCCAUUACCUUAAAUAACGGAUUAGUGAUACUUUGA
This is a messenger RNA of Stylonychia lemnae, 210 nucleotides long. Lineage: Eukaryota; Ciliophora; Spirotrichea; Sporadotrichida; Oxytrichidae. The record is from the annotation of a GenBank genome assembly.